Molecule: messenger RNA, 1619 nt
Organism: Bombina bombina (fire-bellied toad)
Lineage: Eukaryota; Metazoa; Chordata; Amphibia; Anura; Bombinatoridae
Gene: C1QTNF7
Product: C1q and TNF related 7
Exons: 3
Coding region: 423-1292 (289 amino acids)
Molecular function (GO): protein binding
Source: RefSeq, a predicted model, not a curated record
UUUAAAGCUGCACUAUGUUAUCUGUGACUAUGUGUAUUAAUGUAAAUAGAAGACAGAUAUGCUGUUAGGGAAAACAGAGGGAACAUUUUCUUUCUUAUUCAUUACUAAACAAGUGAACAAAUCUCUUUGGGGAAAGGGACUUUUGUUACUGGAUCACAGUUGCUUCAAAUUAGAAAAUUUGGCAAAUAUCAGGGAGAAGGAGUGAUAUUUUGUGCAGCAUGAAAUACGUGAUGCAAAUGAUUAUCUGCACGUUUCAGACUAGCUCUACUCUGAAAACCUAAAAGAAUUGUCAUUUUAGCUGCUGGGAAAUUAUCAUAGGAGUCACAGGAUUUCAUUUUUCCUAUGUGCAACGAUUUAUGGGACAUAGAAGGAAUUUUGUUUAUGGGAUAUUUCAUGAUAUUAUUCCAAGAUAAGGGUCGAUAAUGUUGAUUUUCCUGUACUUCACAAGCAUUGCUAUCUGUACAAGUGGACAACCAUUAAAAAAUGUACUCAAAGGAGAACAUCCAUACCAAAGAUAUAUCUGUAGCAUACCGGGAUCACCAGGUCCGCCAGGUCUUCCUGGGGCUAAUGGAGCAACAGGGCCUCAUGGACGAAUUGGACUCCCAGGAAGAGAUGGGAGAGAUGGCAGGAAAGGAGAAAAGGGUGAAAAGGGGACUCCAGGUUUACGAGGAAAAACAGGACCUCUAGGGCCAAUUGGUGAAAGGGGUGAUCAAGGAGAACCUGGGAAAAAGGGACCAGAAGGACUGUCAGGUGACAAAGGAGAACUUGGACCUGAUGGGCCAGUUGGUGCAAAGGGUAAUAAAGGACAAAGAGGAGAGACUGGAGAGCCGGGUGUGUGCAAGUGUGGGAGUAUAAUGCUUAAGUCAGCGUUCUCUGUAGGAAUCACCACUAGCUUCCCACAAGAAAGGCUUCCAAUUCUUUUUAAUAAAGUUCUCUUUAAUGAAGAAGAACAUUACAAUCCUGCCACAGGAAAGUUUAUAUGUGCCAUUCCAGGCAUUUAUUAUUUCUCCUAUGACAUCACACUUGCCGACAAACAUCUUGCGAUUACGCUAAUGCAUAAUGGUGAAAGCAAAAUAAAGACGUUUGAUGCUAAUACAGGAAAUCAUGAUGUAGCUUCAGGUUCUACACUAAUUUACUUAAAGCCAGAAGAUGAAGUUUGGCUUGAGAUAUUUUAUACAGACCAAAAUGGGCUAUUUUCAGAUCCCUCUUGGGCAGAUAGUUUGUUCUCUGGAUUUCUUUUAUAUGUGGAUACUGAUUACAUGGAUACAUUAUCUGAAGAUGAACUGUUGUGAUCUAUCAUUCAUUGGAUAUGGCGUGAAUGAUGAUUGUAUCACAAUUUAUUUUGUACUGGAAUAGCCAUGAACUGUCAAGAAAAGCCUUUUGAUGUUCUCAGGAUUUCCAUUAGUUUGACUAUUUAAUUUUUAAAACUUGAUGUGUGCCCAAUCAGACUCAAACGCCGUAAAAUACUAUUACCCAAUAAGCAAUUGGAACUUAAAGAAGAAAAACAACACGGGCAUUUUAGGACAUUGUUAUAAAAAUAUUUUUAAAUGAAAACCAUGGUUUUGAAAAACGUCACACAUUUUUAGAAGCUGCAAAAUAAAUAUAACAUUGUAAAUGGU